Messenger RNA from Cyclocybe aegerita, 2379 nucleotides. The record is from the annotation of a GenBank genome assembly. NCBI's taxonomy places the organism in Eukaryota, Fungi, Basidiomycota, Agaricomycetes, Agaricales, Hemipholiotaceae.
AUGAAGUUCUUUAUUGACAAUCUACCCAUCAUCUUCCCGUACGACCGUAUCUAUCCUGAACAAUAUGCCUAUAUGUGCGACUUAAAGCGCACUCUCGAUGCAACGGGCCACUGUGUCCUAGAGAUGCCUUCUGGAACUGGGAAGACGGUAUCCCUUCUCUCACUGAUUGUUUCCUAUCAGCAAUUCUUCCCUACGCGGCGGAAACUCAUUUACUGCUCGCGAACUGUCCCUGAGAUCGAGAAAGCAUUAGCGGAGCUGAAAAGGUUGAUGGAGUAUCGAAUCAAGUGCGCAGAAACGGAGGAGGAAAAAGAGAAAGAACGAAACUUUAUGGGCCUUGGCUUGACAAGUAGGAAGAACCUUUGUAUCAAUCCUGAGGUCGCAAAAGAGAAGAAGGGCAAGGUCGUGGAUGCAAGAUGCAGGGACUUGACGAACUCAGCCGUUUGUGAGAAGGGACGAGCAGACCCCGGUUCAGUGGAGCUCUGUGAUUGGCAUGAGACAUUAGGCAAGAUGGAGCCCGGACAUUUGAUACCGACGGGGAUUUGGACAUUGGCUGACAUUCUACAACAUGGGCGCGACAAAGGAAUAUGCCCAUACUUUGCUGUUCGUCGAAUGAUGCCCUUCGCCGACGUUAUCAUCUAUUCUUUCCACUAUCUCCUAGACCCUAAGGUCGCAGAACAAGUGUCAAAAGAAAUGUCAAAGGAUGCUAUUGUAGUGUUCGAUGAAGCACAUAACAUUGACAACGUUUGCAUCGAGUCUCUCAGCAUCGACCUGACGCGACCCAUGCUUGACUCUGCUGGCCGCAGCGUGACCAAACUGUCAGAGAAAAUCGAAGAAAUCAAGACCACGGAUGCUGCCAAACUACAAGACGAAUACGCCAAGUUAGUUGAGGGUUUACAGGAAUCUAUCACAGAACAGGACGACACGGAUGCCUUCAUGGGAAAUCCCUUGCUACCUGACGACCUCCUGAACGAGGCUAUCCCCGGAAACAUUAGGAAGGCGGAGCACUUUGUUGCGUUUUUGAAACGAUUCGUGGAAUAUCUGAAGACGCGAAUGCGUGUGCUUCAUGUGGUGGCAGAGACUCCGCUAUCCUUUCUACAGCAUUUGAAAGAUAUUACUUAUAUAGAGCGGAGGCCGCUACGCUUCUGUGCUGAACGGCUACAAUCUUUGAUAAGAACCUUGGAAUUGAACCGGCUAGAUGAAUAUGCUAGUCUCCAGAAGGUAGCAAGCUUUGCGACUUUAGUCUCCACAUACGAGAAAGGCUUUCUUCUGAUUCUUGAGCCAUUCGAGACCGAUAACGCUACUGUUCCAAAUCCGGUGUUCCAUUUCACUUGUCUGGACCCGUCUCUCGCCAUCAAGCCUGUAUUCGAGCGGUUCAGUAGCGUGGUUAUCACCUCUGGAACAAUCUCGCCUCUUGACAUGUACCCAAAGAUGCUACAAUUUACGCCUGUUGUUCAAGAGACCUAUCCAAUGACGUUAACGAGGAAUGCAUUUCUGCCACUGGUCAUCACCCGCGGCAGUGAUCAAGUUGCAAUCAGUUCACGCUUCGAAGUUAGAAACGACCCAGCUGUGGUUCGCAAUUUCGGAAGUAUCCUAGUUGAAUAUAGCAAAAUCGUUCCAGAUGGUAUUGUCGCGUUCUUUCCAAGCUAUCUCUACAUGGAAUCCAUUGUUGCGGCAUGGAAUGAUAUGGGCAUUUUGAAUGAAGUAUGGAAACACAAACUUAUUUUUGUUGAGACGCCGGAUGCCAACGAGACAAGCAUUGCGUUGGAAAAUUAUCGAAGACAGGCAUGCGACAACGGUCGCGGCGCCGUGCUGCUUUCUGUUGCUCGAGGAAAGGUCUCUGAGGGAAUCGACUUUGACCACAACUACGGUCGCGCCGUCAUCAUGUUUGGAGUACCUUACCAGUACACUGAAAGUCGUAUCCUCAAGGCACGGUUGGAAUACCUUCGUGACGCUUACCGAAUUCGAGAGUCCGAAUUUUUGGGAUUUGACGCUAUGCGAAACGCUGCUCAAUGUGUGGGACGUGGUUUGCGCGGAAAGACCGACUGGGGUUUGAUGAUAUUCGCUGACAAGCGCUUUGCCCGGGCAGAUAAGCGAGCAAAGUUGCCUCGGUGGAUAAAUCAGUAUAUCACAGAGACUGCCUCUAACCUCUCCACUGACAUGGCGAUAACUCUCUCAAAGCUGUUUAUGCGGACAAUAUCGCAAAAUCCAAAUGAAAACCAAACGGGUGUCUCACUGUGGACGCUGGAAGACGUUGAAAAGGCUCAAGCGAAGCAAAGAGAGCUGGCAUUGGAAGCUGAAAACCACAGGCAGGAUGAUGACGAGUACGGAGAUGGGGGGCUCAGUGACACUGCUCUAAUGGAUUUCGAUUUGAAUAUUUAA